Messenger RNA from Serpula lacrymans var. lacrymans S7.9, 720 nucleotides. RefSeq lists its product as uncharacterized. Gene Ontology annotation, cellular component: ribosome. Gene Ontology annotation, molecular function: structural constituent of ribosome. Gene Ontology annotation, biological process: translation. Bases 94 to 507 code for a protein of 137 amino acids. NCBI's taxonomy places the organism in Eukaryota, Fungi, Basidiomycota, Agaricomycetes, Boletales, Serpulaceae. The record is from RefSeq and is a predicted model, not a curated record. The transcript is spliced from 4 exons.
GAGCGGCGUUUCAAUUUCAAUGUUACACGAACGAUCUCAUCGAAGGUCCUUGGCCGAUAAUUACCAUUCUGCACAGUGAUAACAUUACCAGCCAUGGCUGAUAGUCUCCCACCUGUCACUCUUCGUACUCGUAAAUUUAUUACCAAUCGCCUCCUCGCUCGUCGUCAGUUCGUCCUCGACGUACUUCACCCAUCUCGUCCUAAUGUUUCCAAGGCCGACCUUUCUGAAAAAUUAGCAGCUAUGUACAAGGCAGACAAAGCUAGAGUGGUCACCUUUGGCUUUCGAACGCAUUUUGGUGGAGGACGCAGCACUGGAUUCGCAAUGAUAUACGAUGACGAACCAUCCCAGAAAAAGUUUGAACCUAAAUAUCGUCUCGUGCGAUCGGGUCUGGAAAUCAAAUCAGACAAAGCAUCUCGGAAAUUGAGAAAAGAAAGAAAAAAUCGAGCCAAGAAGUUGCGUGGUACCAAGAAAGUGAAAGCUUCCGAACCCCCGAAGAAGGGCAAGUAGAUAUUUGUAGGGCUGGUUUCGAAUCUGCUUCCUGAAUAUUCCUUGUUGGUCGGGCAUGUUGGAGUGAUGAAUUUAAAUACGUUUCAGACACAUCGCUGUAGGCUCGUGACCAGACAAGGUGAAAUUAUUACGCACUUACAUAAUGGCCUGUUUGGAUGUCACACCAAAGUGUUAAUAAAUCUAAGUGAAACUCAGCUGCUGCAUAAGAGGCUA